GUAUUCUCUUUGUUUCUACUUCUAUAAUGAUGAGAGAACUAUUUGCUUGAGCCGAGCGUGAGCUUUCUGGAGCAGGUAAUUGUAAUUCAUCACAGUGUAUUUUUUUUUUUUUUUUUUUUGUUGCAAAAGUUUGUUUUUCUCUAUUUCUCCAAUUUCUCGUUCUCAACAUAUUUCCCAAUUUCCUUACCUUUCUUGUUUUCGGUUGAUUCUCUCAAUUUCUCGCUGUCUGCGGCAGCUUUCCCAAUUUCCUUAUUUUCAUUAUUUUCAGUAUUUCUCUAUUUCCUUGAAAUCUCUACAUCAUAUUUUCAAUUUCUUAAGAAAUUACAUAAAUUUAAGAGUAUAUACACAACUGCUCUUAGAAGAUAGAAACACAAUUUGUAUUGUUUAUAUGUUGGAAGAGAUCUGUUUCUUUGUUGGAAGUCUAUACUACAUCUAUAAGAUUUUUAGAGGAAUUAAACUGCAGACACGAAUGACACACACGUUUUUUCAAAAAUAGCUAAAAUUUUGGGAUGUAACACUGUCAACAAAAUUGCCGGGAAUAUAUAAUAUGAAACAAGAACGAAAGACUUAGAAAAAAUUAAAAUAUUAAAAUUUAUUAUAGUUUUUGAUCAAAUUUAUUCUUACUUUUGUUGAAAUUCAUAUUAUUUUUUAAUAUAUUUGUUUUUUAAGGAAUGGGGGAGUAUUAGAAUUUGGCGUUUUUAAAGUGGAGUAGAGUUGGGCUUUUAUAUGAUAGUAUUAGGCCCAAAAGUAAUUAUUUGGAAUGUGAGCGACGUCUCUGUUGGUGUCACCGCUUUCCCGUUUGUAUCCCUCAAAACCCUCCUUAACCCCACCCCCAACACCUCCGAUCCAAUGCUGAUUCGCCGAGCAGCAAUCCACCAUCUCCGCCGCUUCUCCACCGCCGCGCUCCUCCAGGAAGUGGACGCUCUUCCUACAUUCACUUACCUGGACGGAUUCCCCAGGCCCGACCCCAAAUACCACGAGACCAUCCAUGCGAUCCCACGCGAUGCCUCCGGUAAGAGCAUCUCGGCCAAGGAGAGGAAGGCCGGCCGCGUUCCGAGCAUCGUCUUCGAGGCGGAGGAUGGCCAGCACGGCGGCAACAAGCGCAUCAUUUCCGUGCAGAGCAAUCAGGUUAAGAAGCUCGUGAAUCAUUUAGGGCGGUCUUUCUUUCUCUCCAGGCUCUUUGAUCUCGAGGUCCGGCCGGAGUUCGGGUCCGGUGAGGUUGUGGAGAAAGUCCGAGUAUUGCCUCGGAUGCUCCAUCUUCAUCCGAGCACAGAUGCGGUGCUUAAUGUUACAUUCAUAAGGGCUCCAUCUAGUGCUUGGUUGAAGGUUGAUGUUCCUCUAGUAUUUAGAGGAGAUGAUGUUUCCCCUGGGCUCAAGAAGGGGUCGUCUCUAAACAUUAUCAAGAGAACUGUGAAGUACCUUUGUCCUGCAGAUAUAAUCCCUCCCUUCAUAGACGUUGAUUUAAGUGAGCUCGAUGUUGGCGAGAAGAUCGUUGCUGGUAAUCUUAACGUUCAUCCUGCUCUCAAGUUGCUAAGAUCGAAGGAUGAAGCUGUCGUCAAGAUAAUGGGCGCCAGGGUUUCUGAGCAAAGGAAAUCCAAGUAAGUUGUCAGGUUCCAAAUUAGUCUUUUGGUAGAGAAAUCUUCAAUUGUAAAAGAAUCCCUUAACUGUAUAAGGCCACGCAGCCGAUAUGAUCUUUCCAUUUUUGCGAUUUAGAAGAGUUGCUUUAGCUGAAUUCUAUCUAGGAGCGAUUUUUCCCUCUCAUCUACAAAGAAAGCGUGGUGUUAUUGAAGCCUACAUUUUUAGGGGAAAUUGUAUCUUAUUAACAGCUUUCGCAUCGAUGAUAAUGAUAUAAAAAAAAGUAGUGUUUUCGCAGUUGAUCAAA
Salvia miltiorrhiza (redroot sage) is the source of this 1882-nucleotide messenger RNA. RefSeq lists its product as uncharacterized. Bases 727 to 1602 code for a protein of 291 amino acids. Gene Ontology annotation, molecular function: structural constituent of ribosome; 5S rRNA binding. NCBI's taxonomy places the organism in Eukaryota, Viridiplantae, Streptophyta, Magnoliopsida, Lamiales, Lamiaceae. Gene Ontology annotation, cellular component: ribosome; cytosolic large ribosomal subunit. The transcript is spliced from 3 exons. Gene Ontology annotation, biological process: translation. The record is from RefSeq and is a predicted model, not a curated record.